This is a messenger RNA of Lolium perenne, 1633 nucleotides long. Lineage: Eukaryota; Viridiplantae; Streptophyta; Magnoliopsida; Poales; Poaceae. The record is from RefSeq and is a predicted model, not a curated record.
ACACUGUUAGAGUAGAUAUGUGUGUAUUAUAUUUUGCCCAUAUGUUAGGGGCCCUUUUGCAUAUUGCACCUGUACAUUGUACUAUAUAUUGUGGCCUUUUGGCCCCCAGUAAUACAACACAGAUUAUUCUCCUAUCAUGGUAUCAGAGCCGUAAGGCUUCUUUUUUCGCAUCGCAGCCGCCGCCGCCGCCCGCCUUGGCAUCUCGCCGCACGCGCCGUCGCCGCCGCCGCCUCUCCUUCACCAGCUCCGGCCGCCCGCCCUCCGGGCCGCCGCCUCCGAGCCGCCCGUCCGCUGUUUCCUGGCCUCCCGCCGGCUGUUCUCGCCGUUCCCGGCCGCCUCCCGUCGGCCGCCCGCUUCCCAGCGCCCUGCUCGCCGGCCGCUGCUCCGGCCGCCCGCCGGCCUGCUCGCCGGCCGCUGCUCCGGCCGCCCGCCCUCCGAGCCGCCCGUCCGCCUCCAGGCCGCCCGGCCGUCCGUCCGCCUCCAGGCCGCCCGGCUGCUCGUCCUCCAGGCCGCCCGUAUGAGCUUCUGCUCCCGAUCGAUUUGGAGAUCGAUCUGAUCUCCUGAUCGGCUCGGCUCGGCUCGGCUCCUUCGGCUCGGCUCCUGAUCGGCUCGAUCUGAGCUUCGGCUCGGCUCGGCUCGGCUCGGCUCCGUCAGUUAGUAAAAAAAAAAAAAAAAAAAAAAAACGACAGAGCUAUGUCUUCCUCGUCGGGUUAUGUUGCGAUUCCUCGCUGCCCGGUGACUUUUGAUGGCGCGAAUUAUCCUGAUUUCGCUGCCUUUAUGCGCGUCCACAUGCGCGGUCUUCGUCUUUGGGGUGUGCUUUCUGGCGAGGUCCCUUGUCCGUCGCGCCCCGUUGCUCCUACGGCGCCUACUGCACCGACGCCCGUUUCCCUUGCCCCCGAUGCUUCUCAGGAGGACAAGGAUGCAGCCAAGAGUGCCGCUGAUACUGCUCUGGCUGAUUAUGACCGGAAGGUUGAGGAGUAUUCUACUGCUGUUGCGACCUACCGGCUGGAUCUGACUGACUACACUCAGUGGAUCGAUGAUGAUGCUCGUGCUGCUGCUGUUCUCACUUCCAGUGUUCUGCCUCAGUAUGCUGCCGAGUUCAUGAGUCUUCCCACUGCUGCUGCUCAGUGGGCUUUUCUUCGUCAGCGCUAUCAGCCGUCUGGGGAUGCUCUUUAUCUGUCUGUGGUUCGUCAGGAGCAUGAUCUUCAGCAGGGUGAUUCUACUAUUGACGAGUUCUAUACUCAGAGUGCUGCUAUUUGGCGUCAGCUUGAUUCUCUUCGUACAGCUGUGUGUGGCACCUGUCCCUGCUGUCUGACUGUGCGCGCGGAUCUGGAGUUUCAGCGCGUUUUUGAGUUCUUGUCGCGGCUCCGCACGGAGUUUGAGCCGCGUCGUGCCCAGCUGCUUGCCCGUGGUCGUGUUCCGCUCUCUGAGGUACUCGCUGAGCUGCGCGCAGAGGAGACUCGUCUUCGUACUGCUGGUUCUGUGUCUGGCUCUUCUGGCACCGCGCGACCACCACCUUCUACACAGUCAGGACCGCCGUACACAGGCCCUGGUUGGAGCUGGCCCUCGCAGCCUUGAGUCCCCGGGCCUCUGGGAGUUAGACUGGCUUCGCGUUCCUUCCGCCGACACUUCA